Molecule: messenger RNA, 921 nt
Organism: Rhizoctonia solani
Lineage: Eukaryota; Fungi; Basidiomycota; Agaricomycetes; Cantharellales; Ceratobasidiaceae
Product: ATP phosphoribosyltransferase
Exons: 6
Coding region: 1-921 (306 amino acids)
Biological process (GO): L-histidine biosynthetic process
Cellular component (GO): cytoplasm
Molecular function (GO): ATP phosphoribosyltransferase activity; magnesium ion binding
Source: RefSeq, a predicted model, not a curated record
AUGGACUUGAUUUCUGAAUCGAUUAAAGGUCGAUUGUUGUUUGCCAUUCCAAAGAAAGGGAGGUUGUAUGAAAAGUCGAUUCAGCUGUUGCACGGGGCGGAUGUUCAGUAUACGCGCUCACACCGCCUCGAUGUCGCACUCGUACGGAACCUAAACAUUGCACUUGUGUUCCUUCCCGCAGCCGAUAUUCCCCGAUUCGUGGGUGAAGGAAAUGUCGAUCUGGGUAUAACCGGCCAGGAUGUCAUUCUCGAAGCCGAGAUGGAAGGACACACGACUCAGCUGUUGAAGCUUGGUUUUGGAAAAUGUAAAUUGCAGGUCCAGGUUCCAGAAAAGGGCGAAUUUAACCAGCUUGAAUCGGCAAGUUUGGUGGGCAGGAGGAUUGUUACAAGCUUCGAAGUCCUAGCUCGCAAGUACUUUGAAAAACUCGACCAAGAGCAUGGUCUACAAGCCGGACAAAAAACCAACAUCGAAUACGUCGGAGGUAGUGUGGAAGCUGCUUGCGCACUAGGUCUCGCAGACGGAAUUGUCGACUUGGUCGAAUCAGGCGAUACUAUGCGUGCAGCAGGCCUACACGCAAUCGCAACGCUACUCGAAUCCGAAGCUGUCCUGAUCACAUCUUCCAAACCCAAACACCCCCACUUUUUACCGCUGCAAAACCAAAUCACACAGCGCAUCGCCGGAGUAUUGGCUUCUCAGAAAUUUGUGGUUUGUCAAUACAACGUGCGACGCGAAAAGCUGGCGGAAGCGACCAAGGUGACGCCCGGAAGAAGGGCAGCGACGGUCAGUCCUCUCGAAGACGGUGAAUGGGUGGCGGUGAGCAGCAUGGUCGAAGCCACGAGGGCCGCGGAUGUUAUGGACCAAUUGGUGAACAUUGGAGCGGAAGACGUUCUCAUCAUAAAGCUGGACAACUGUCGUGUCUAA